AUGACAGAAACGAAGCCACCCCUCGAGUCACGCAUAGGAAAAGACAGCCCGUUUACCUUCGGACAGAGGUAUUUGCAGGAUGAAAAUGAUGUGUUCAACCACAACGCAUGGGACCAUGUGGAAUGGGGCGAAGAACAGAUUGAAGCCGCCCAAGAGAUGAUUGCAAAACAGUACGAACAUCCUGUAAAAGAAUUCGACAAGAAGCUAUACAACGAGAACCCAGCAAAGUAUUGGGAUAUAUUCUACAAGAACAACCGAGAGAAUUUUUUCAAGGAUAGAAAGUGGCUCCAAAUUGAAUUUCCACGAUUGUACGAGGUCACUUCGGAGGAUUACCAGAGAGAAUGUACUGUUCUUGAAGUGGGGUGUGGAGCAGGAAAUACGAUGUUUCCCAUAUUGAGUCAGAACAAGAACAAAAACUUCAAAAUUUUCGGAUGUGACUAUCUGAGUGUUGCGGUAGAUCUCGUACGUUCGAAUCCAGAAUUUGCACCAAAUAACGAGAAGGGUGUGGCAUUUAGCUCAGUUUGGGACUUGGCGAACCCUGAAGGAAAGCUUCCGGAAGGUUUAGAGCCUCAUUCGGUAGAUGUGGUUGUGUUGGUCUUCGUUUUUCUGGCUUUGCACCCAAAUCAGUGGGCGACCGCCAUUAAUAAUUUGGCCAAGGCAUUGAAGCCAGGUGGUCAGAUUUUGUUCCGUGAUUAUGGACGGUAUGAUCUUGCGCAAGUUAGGUUCAAAAAAGGCAGGCUUUUGGACGAUAACUUCUAUAUUCGUGGUGAUGGUACUCGAGUUUACUUUUUUACUGAGGACGAAUUGCGCCAGAUAUUCACCAAACAUGGCCCAUUCACAGAAAAUCGUAUAGCUACUGAUCGCCGACUUCUCGUGAACAGAAAAAAGCAGCUUAAAAUGUACCGUAACUGGCUUCAAGCGGUAUUUGAGAUGCCUGCGACAGAAUAA
Molecule: messenger RNA, 948 nt
Organism: Meyerozyma guilliermondii ATCC 6260
Lineage: Eukaryota; Fungi; Ascomycota; Pichiomycetes; Serinales; Debaryomycetaceae
Gene: ABP140
Product: Abp140p
Exons: 1
Coding region: 1-948 (315 amino acids)
Molecular function (GO): tRNA (cytidine-N3)-methyltransferase activity
Source: RefSeq, a predicted model, not a curated record